ACAGUGCGAGCCAAAAAAAAAUUGACAAAGGAAAAUUUGUUCGGAAGACGCCAUUUUGUUACGCAUCAAGCUUCCUCGCUUCGCAGCUCCAAUCUUUUUUACUCAAAAAACCUACAAUACGUGUAGGAUAAGUUUAUUGUUAUUUUCCUUGGUGUGGUUAAGUGAAAUCCGUCAAGCUGACAUCGGAAACUAAAAUGCCGGGCGCCGGUACUUUCAAAAUCUUCGUCGGGAAUCUAUCCGAUAAAACGACGGACGCCGAUCUUAGACCGCUAUUCGAAAAGUACGGUACGGUCGUAGAAUGCGAUAUCGUCAGAAAUUACGGUUUCGUGCACAUGGAAAACGAACAAGUCGGCCGCGAAGCCAUUCAGAACCUAAACGGAGAGAUAGUUCAUGGUCAAGCGAUAAAAAUCGAGGCGGCGAAGAGUCGGAAAGCGCCGUCGACACCGACCACGAAAAUAUUCGUCGGUAACCUCACGGACAAGACGCGCGCGCCCGAGGUCCGCGAGCUGUUUCAGAAGUUCGGGACGGUCGUCGAAUGCGAUAUCGUUCGUAACUAUGGCUUCGUGCACUUGGACGCGACGGGCGACGUGAACGAGGCUAUCAAAGAGCUGAACGGUAUGAUGGUGGACGGGCAGCCCAUGAAGGUGCAGCUGUCGACGUCGCGCGUGCGCCAGCGGCCGGGCAUGGGCGACCCCGAGCAGUGCUAUCGCUGCGGGCGCGGCGGCCACUGGUCCAAGGAGUGCCCCAAGGCGCUGGGCCCCGACCGCAACGGUUUCCGCGAUCGAGCGUUCGGCCGCGACCCCUACCCCCCGCCGCCGCCGCCGCCGUUCCUCCGCGAUCGCAUGAUGGGAGGAUUUGGGGAUCCGUACGAUGGGUACUACGAGCGGGCGCGGUUCGAGUCGCCGCGGGACCUGUUCGAGCGCCGCUACCCGGGCGGGCGCGGGCUGGAGGUGGGCCGCGCGCGCGGAGAGUUCGUGUCGCCGCCGCUGCGCCGCGACCCGAUGCCGCCGAUGCCGAGCCUGCCUCCGAUGCGCAGCGGCAUGGGAGCCAUGAGGUCCUCGUAUGAUGCUAUGUACAGCCGCAGAAGUCCCCCGCGAGGACCACAGAUGUCCCGCGGGAUGUAUGAAGAUUUCAGCCGUGACACGUUUGAUGACAGAAGGCCUGGCAUGCGUGGACCAUCUCCAUCCAGAAGAUACGCGCCUUAUUAAGACUAAUUAGUAUUAUAACAGUUGUACAACAUUGUGUUGCAACUAUUGUCAGACAUUUCGUUCAUAAACUUGAUUGUCCGACAAAUCAGAUUUUUACAGACUAUUUACUACAAGGUGGCAGAAGCCGAUGAGUGACUGAAAUUGUAUUAUAAUUUCUAAAGUUUAGUGUGAUAUGGAUGAAUGUGCAAGAGAUUUUUCUGAUGAAUUGUAAAUAAGU
Messenger RNA from Chilo suppressalis (striped riceborer), 1425 nucleotides. The record is from the annotation of a GenBank genome assembly. NCBI's taxonomy places the organism in Eukaryota, Metazoa, Arthropoda, Insecta, Lepidoptera, Crambidae.